AUGGAGCACGACAGCGCAGUCGUCCUCGUGGAGAUAGCCUGGGCCAUCACAGGAGUCCAGGUGUGCAGCUUGGAGGUGGGCCAAAAGACUGCAGUCGAGGAGUUCCAGAAGGCCAUGGAAGACGCGAGCGCCCCUGCUCCGGUGCUGCAGUUCGUCAUUGAAGGCUCCGGCACGGACCCAUGCAGCCCUUCCAAUCCCGAAGCAGGCCAUGGCGAUGCGAAACGGAAGCUGCUCAACUUGAUCGAUUGGCUUGCGCUGGAAGAGCACCGCCUCGACCGGCUUCUGGAUCUGCUAAAGCUCCUCCAAGGAUCAAUGCGUAGUGAGGGCGGUGCAAGCUUCUGCCGAUUGCUGGCCUAUCGCCCGGUGGUCACCUUGCCAUCGAUCCUCGAGUUUCUCGGUUGGCUUCGUUUGGUGGGCCAAACUGAACGUGAAACCUUUCAGGCGCCCAUUGCCCGCUUGGCUCGCUGCAUUCUGGCAGUAGACCGCGAGGGGCAUGGUGUGAACCAGCUCUACAACGGGCGCACAGAGCGCACAGAGUUGCACUCCACGUUGCACUCCACGUUGCACACUGCAGCCAUUCUGGGCGAAGUUGGGAUCUGCAAGGCGAUCUUGGAUCACCCGAAAUUCAGCAGGGCUGAUGACGUGGAGCAUUCGCCGCUGCCGGACCCACAUUAUACCCGUAUGUUGGACAUCUGGCAGUCCAAGUAUCACCGCAGUCAGAAAUACUGGCAGGAAGCUUACAUACAUGGACAGGCGUGUGGCUGCACUGCCUUGCAUGCGGCCGUCCUUGAGGGCAAGUUUGACGUUUGUUCCUUGCUCCUUCAAUCUCCUCGCUUCGCGGCUGUGGCCCAGCCCAAUGCGAAUGGGCAGACCGCAUUGCACAUGGCAUUGAACUUUCCGGGACCGAAGUAUCGGAAUCUCGUUUACGAGCUUCUUCAGGACGGCCGCUCGGAUGUCAACGCACGCGCGUCAGAUGGAUGGAGUAUUGUCCACUUAGCUGCUGACCAUUGCUGCGAGUCUGAUGGCUGUGAUUGCGACUGGUGUCGCAAAGACUUGUUCAAGGAGCUCCUUCGAGAUGCUCGCGUGGAUGUCAAUGCAGUGACCAAAGAUGGCUCGACAGCUCUGCACCUGGCUGCAGACUCUUCGAACCCAGUUGCCAUCGAAAAGCUUCUAGGCGCCGUGCGACUGAAUGAUCCUGUGGACGUCAAUGCCAGGGAUUCGGGUGGUCGGACAGCUCUCUACCGAGCCGUGGCAUCUUCGAAUAUGACCGUCGUGGACCAGCUCCUGGAUGACACGCGGGUGGAUGUCAACGUAGUUGACCAACGUGGUUGGACAGCCCUUCAUGCAGCUGUGAAAUCCGGGAGCCCAGAGGCUAUCACAAAGCUUCUAGAUGCUGUGCGGGACGUCAACGCCAGGAUCCCACAUGUUGGAACCGCUCUUCACAUUGCCGUGAUUCACCGGAGCUUCGAUGCCAUCGCCCAACUUCUAGCUCAUGAGCGGGUGGAUGCGAACGCGCGGGGGCGCGAUGGCUUCACAGCCCUUCAACUAGCUGUGGACUAUAGGCGCGAGGAGGCCAUCGACAAGUUUCUAGGUGCCGUGCGCCUCCAUGACCCUCUUGACGUCAAUGCCACCGAUCCAGACGGUCACACAGCUCUUCACCUGGCCGUGCAACGAUGCUGCUUUGUCGAAAAGCUCCUGGAUGAUGAGCGGGUGGAUGUCAACGCAAGGACCGCUGAUGGUCAGACAGCACUAGACCUAGCACUGAGUUUCUGCCCAUCUGAGUGCAGCGUGCGCGUUGUCGAGGCACUAGUGGCAGAUGGCCGCAUCGGUCUUUGUGCUCAAGGUGGGCAGACAUCUCUUCACCGUGCUGUGGGGGCUUUGAGCACCAAGGCCAUCGAAAAGUGCUUAAGUGACAAGCAGUUGGAUGUGAACGCAAGGACCGAAGAUGGUGAAACAGCACUUGACCUGGCACUGCGCUUCCGCCCAGAUUAUCGCAGACGAGUUGGAGUAGUUUGGCAAUUUGACCAGAUCAUCAUGGCCCUUGCGGAGCGCACAUGUGGCGUGGUGCUUGAUAGGGGACAGAUCCCGGCACUUUCCGGGGCGAGGCGUCGCAUGUACAGAGAAGAAGAAGAAGGAGAAGGACCCGAGCCUGUGAACUUCAAGGAGGUACGGAAGGCGAGCUUCCAGCCGCGCUCCUUUCGGAAGGAGCCCCACGUCGGCGGCACACGAAGAGUGCCCUGGACCUCCAGGAGGCGACCUCGGAUGGGCAUCGCCAUGUCGAAGCUGCUCCAGACGCAGCUGUGCGAGGAAGGCCUUUCGCAAGAUGGGCAACUCCUGUGA
Messenger RNA from Symbiodinium natans, 2340 nucleotides. Lineage: Eukaryota; Dinophyceae; Suessiales; Symbiodiniaceae. The record is from the annotation of a GenBank genome assembly.